AAAGGCAGAGAUCGCCGUUCAACUUGCGGAUUGGCUUGGGAUAAAAUGUCAGCAACCGAAUACAAUACUGGAUUGAGGCCAAUUUCAUAUCCAUCUGCAUCAGACCUUUUGCUACUAAAACAGCAAAAACAAAUAUUAAGAGAAGGGGCAGCAAGAUUUAACGAAAAUCCAAAAACCGGGAUUGAGUUUCUUCAAGUAGCAAAUGGGAUAAUAUAUAAUGAUCCUGCUAUUGACAAAAACACUAGUCUUGCACUUUUUUUAAAAUCAACGCCUCGUUUAAAUAAAAAACUUUUGGGUGAUUUUCUGUCGAAACCAUCAAACAUUGAUGUACUUAAGGCAUUUGUAAAACUUUUUGAUUUUGAAGGAAAACGAAUAGAUGAAGCUAUGAGAGAGAUGUUAGAGUCUUUCCGAUUACCAGGUGAAGCGCAACAGAUUGAACGAAUAAUGGAGACGUUUGCUGAAACAUAUUUUGCCUCUGGGCCACAGGAAAUUGCAACACAAGACGCUACAUUUGUUUUAUCUUAUUCGGUUAUAAUGUUAAACACAGAUUUACAUAACCCUCAAGUUAGA
Molecule: messenger RNA, 570 nt
Organism: Racocetra persica
Lineage: Eukaryota; Fungi; Glomeromycota; Glomeromycetes; Diversisporales; Gigasporaceae
Source: the annotation of a GenBank genome assembly